GGACAAACCAUUUUGGGGUAGUGUCACUAGCUCUAUAGGAACACAAUUUCCCUAUUAGGGUUCUGCUAAAAGUAAUCCAAAAAACAAACAAAUGGAGGACAAGGGCAAGAAGUGUGUCUCAGGCCAACCAUCCUUUCUCAACAGGCCACCAGUUUCUUCCAAAUCCUUCACCGCAACUCCUCCGCCCACCUCCCUUCCCGCGGCUAGUGGUUCAUGUGACGUAGGGUGGCAGCAUUUGCAACCCUACUCUACAAACCAUGGUGAGACCGGUAGUAACCAAACCCAGUUUCAUCUAGAGUCAUUCGAAGGCAUGUCUCGUUCUCCGAUAUCGUUGAACGACAAGCCUCAGAUUCCACCACCUCUACUCUCUAGGAAUCCGAUCAAGUCGGUUAUGCCAUCUUCUGAUAACCAUGGCGGUAUUACUGUCAAGACUGAGCUAGGGAUCGAUUACGAAAUGAAAUUGGGGCGUAACAAGGGCACUAACAUGGAUGAUAAAAGGUUCAGAAGGAUUCUAUCGAAUCGAAUUUCGGCUCAAAAAUCCAGAACGAGGAAGCUUCAAUACGUUAACGACAUGGAAAGGAAGAGAAAAGAUCUCGAGGUGGAAAUUGCAACGCUUGCCCCUCUUAUAGAAAAUGAGCAAGAGAAGCAGAAACGGCUGCAAAUGGAGAACUUUUUUCUGAAAGAAAGGAUUUGUGUUUGUGAAGACAGAGCUAAACUAUCAAUUGCUCUGGUAGAAGAGAACAGGGCAGUGAUAAGGAGGCUGAAGGAAGUAUACGCGGCUCAACAAAACAUGAUGUACUCCUUGCAAGUAGGAGAUCAAGACUUCUGGAACAGUAAUGAUGAUGAGCAGAUGAUGAUGGUGAUGAUGAUGGGGGAUUCCGAUUCUUCACCAAAGGCACCAAUGGCGGAGGACCAGGCCCUAAGCUUCAACUCCCUCGCCAUUGAUCCUCCAAACAGCUUGCAUGAUCAUGUCAAGUACUAGUAAUUGAUUAAAAUCCUCCUUCCUGCGUUUUAGACUAUCGCGAUCUGUGUGUUUGUUUGUUUGGUUGCUUGCUGGGUUGUUUGUUUUGCAUUAGAUUCUACAGUUUGUUGUGAUGAGUUUGCCAUCCAUGGACAUCAAGCUUGUGAUUUUGAAUUUAAUUACCUUGUGAGUUGUGAUUUGAUGAAAAA
Messenger RNA from Rhododendron vialii, 1170 nucleotides. RefSeq names its product basic leucine zipper 34-like. The coding region runs from base 92 to 982 and encodes 296 amino acids. Gene Ontology annotation, cellular component: nucleus. The record is from RefSeq and is a predicted model, not a curated record. The transcript is spliced from 4 exons. Gene Ontology annotation, biological process: positive regulation of DNA-templated transcription. NCBI's taxonomy places the organism in Eukaryota, Viridiplantae, Streptophyta, Magnoliopsida, Ericales, Ericaceae. Gene Ontology annotation, molecular function: DNA-binding transcription factor activity; DNA binding.